AUGCCUGAAACUUCAUCAACUCACACUAAACUAAAAUCAUGAAAAUCACCCUCUCCAAAUGUGUGUUCAUCAUUCUAUUGAUACAUGCAUCUCAGGUUUUCGCAGAGUAUGAAGAAACAGUGGUGUGCACCAACAAAAAGAGCCCAUGUUUUCUCAAUAGAAUAACCUGCCCCAAGCAAUGCCCGACCCGAAAGCCCAAGGAUCCCAAGGCGAAAGCGUGCUUCAUCAAUUGCGAAUCUCCAAUCUGCAAGGCUGAAUGCAGACGCAGGAAGCCUAGCUGCAACGGCGUUGGAGCAGCGUGCUACGAUCCGCGCUUCAUUGGCGCAGACGGCUCUGUCUUCUACUUCCACGGAAAGAGCAGCGAGCACUUCACCUUGGUCUCAGACACCAACCUACAGAUCAACGCCCGCUUCAUAGGCCAUCGCCCUGCAGGAAAGACCCGAGACUACACAUGGAUCCAGUCACUAGGUAUCCUUUUCGGGCCCCACAGCCUCUCCGUGGAGGCAACCAAAACAGCAAAAUGGGACAGCAGGAUAGACCACUUGAGAUUUUUAUACAAUGGCAAUGAGGUCGCCUUGCCCCAAGGCUUUCUGUCUUCCUGGAAGUCUGAAGGGGGUGAGGCGACACUGGAGAGGGUAGCGAGCGCUAACAGCGCAAUCAUAUCCAUCCCGGGGAUCGUGGAGAUCGGGGUGAAUGCAGUCCCUAUCACAAGAGAAGAUGACAGGAUUCAUAACUAUCAGAUACCAGAUAAUGACUGCUUUGCGCAUCUGGAGGUGCAGUUUAGGUUUAUGGAUCUGUCGGGGGAUGUCGAGGGCGUGCUUGGCCGGACGUAUAGGCCGGACUACGAAAGCCAUGCGAGGCUCGGCAUUGCAAUGCCGGUGGUGGGAGGGGAGGAUAACUACAGAACUACAUCUCUUCUUGCACCGGACUGCAAAAAAUGUGUGUUUUCUUCGAUCAACAACGAGGGUGGAGGGGCGGCCCGAGCCUCGAUCAACCGUGGAAAUGGAAGGAUGGACUGCUCUGAUAGAUUCUCUGGUGGAAAUGGGAUUGCCUGCAAGAAAUGAUCUUGUACAAGAUGAAUGUUUGUGUUUUCAGUAUUAAGAUGCUUUCUUUCUUUCUUUAUGAAAUUUGUUUUUAUUUUGUU
This is a messenger RNA of Salvia splendens (bonfire salvia), 1144 nucleotides long. RefSeq lists its product as uncharacterized. NCBI's taxonomy places the organism in Eukaryota, Viridiplantae, Streptophyta, Magnoliopsida, Lamiales, Lamiaceae. Bases 39 to 1064 code for a protein of 341 amino acids. The transcript has 2 exons. The record is from RefSeq and is a predicted model, not a curated record.